Messenger RNA from Benincasa hispida (wax gourd), 2387 nucleotides. It is a transcript of the gene WNK3, whose product is annotated as WNK family serine/threonine-protein kinase 3. The record is from RefSeq and is a predicted model, not a curated record. Gene Ontology annotation, molecular function: ATP binding; protein serine/threonine kinase activity. Gene Ontology annotation, biological process: protein phosphorylation. NCBI's taxonomy places the organism in Eukaryota, Viridiplantae, Streptophyta, Magnoliopsida, Cucurbitales, Cucurbitaceae.
CUCCAACCCAAAUAAGAGCCUCUUUGACGAAACUGUUCUUUUUUCCCUCUCUUUGGCUUUUGUUUAUUCAUUCAUCUAAAAGUUAAAAACCAUUUUUUUUCUUUUGGGUUUUGUUCGAAUCUGGAGGAAGUUUCUUUAUUCUGGGUUUUUCCUCAAAUCAUCAUUGGGUUAUUGAAAAAUUUGUAGAAUCUGUUUUUACAGUGAUUGAGGGAUCUGGGUUUCUUUUCAUUCAGCCAUUGAUCCGAGACGAGAAUGUCUCAGGAUUUGUCAUUGGAUCAAGACCUGGAUGAAUCUGAUCCCGAGUUUGUCGAGAUUGAUCCUACUGGUCGAUAUGGAAGGUAUAAGGAAAUUUUGGGCAAAGGGGCAUUCAAAAGGGUAUAUCGGGCUUUUGAUGAGUUGGAAGGAAUUGAAGUAGCUUGGAAUCAGGUUAAGGUUACAGAUCUAUUGCGAAACUCUGAAGAUUUGGAGCGACUUUAUUCAGAAGUUCAUUUGCUUAAGACAUUGAAGCACAAGAACAUAAUCAAAUUUUAUAAUUCAUGGGUUGAUACAAAGAAUGAAAACAUUAACUUCAUUACUGAGAUAUUCACUUCAGGGACACUACGACAAUAUAGAAAGAAACACAAACAUGUUGAUUUGAGAGCAUUGAAAAAGUGGUCCAGGCAGAUAUUAGAGGGCCUUCUGUAUCUUCAUAGUCAUGAUCCUCCAGUUAUACAUAGAGAUUUAAAAUGUGACAAUAUCUUUGUAAAUGGCAACCAAGGUGAGGUGAAAAUUGGCGAUUUAGGACUUGCUGCCAUUCUUCAACAAGCUCGUUCAGCCCACAGUGUCAUUGGGACACCUGAAUUUAUGGCUCCAGAGCUGUAUGAGGAGGAAUACAAUGAGCUUGUGGAUAUUUAUGCCUUUGGCAUGUGUUUGCUUGAGCUUGUAACCUUUGAAUAUCCAUAUAUUGAAUGUGCAAAUGCUGCUCAAAUAUAUAAGAAGGUCACAUCAGGGAUUAAACCAGCUUCAUUGGCAAAAGUUACUGAUUUAGGAGUGAGAACAUUUAUAGAAAAAUGUAUUGCAAAUGUCUCUGAUCGCUUACCUGCAAAAGAUCUUUUAAGGGACCCAUUUCUCCGAGCAGAUGAUGAUCAUGAAAGUAUAUCUCGUCAUUUACAAUCAAAGCUCCUUCAUACAGAAAAAAGAGACCAUGUUGAUAUUGAUCGAAGUGUAGAUGAUGCUUCUGCUGAGACUAGCAGAGAUUUCAGUAUGCAUGGUGAGAGAAAAGAUGUCAACAAGAUAUUUCUCAAACUACGAAUUGCAGAUUCCAUGGGUAAUUUUCGCAAUAUUCAUUUCCCAUUUGAUAUUGAAGCCGACACAGCAAUUUCAGUUGCGAGUGAAAUGGUUGAGGAGUUGGACCUUUCUGAUCAAGAUGUCUCCACAAUUUCUGAAAUGAUUGAAACAGAAAUUCGAUCUUACAUUCCAGAUUGGAUAUCAGUUGAGUAUUCCAUAGAUAAUGUUGGAGCUGAUGUUGCAAUUUCUGAUAGCUCUCCAUCUGAAACAAGGAAUGCUGCCUCUCCAUUGUCUAUUGAAUCUGGUAAUCUUGCAUUAGAGGUAAUGCCCUCAGGUCGCAAGUAUUGGUCGGACUCUCCAAAAGGAAUUGGUGGGUCUUCUCCUAAUAAGCCAGGUCCUUCAAACUUAUCUUUUACCUUAGAUCAUAAUGUUGAAUCGUCCAGUCACUUACAUGGGGACAAUCUAGAUCAUGCUGCUAUAAUCAAGGGACUAGAAAGUGAGUUGUUGUCAGAGGGUGGUGAUCAUGAUGGGCAAGAUGAGGGUAGCUCAACUACAAAUAUUCAUGCUAACUCUGAGACACGUCUUUCAGAAGAGAACAAUUAUGAUGAAUCAGUUGAACUCAAAAUAGUAGUUGAGGAACUUGAAAAUUUGUUGGCACAACAACAAAAGGAAUUAGAUGAACUAAAGAAAAAACAUAAAUUAGCUAUUUCAGAACUUUUGACUAAACUCACGCCUGAGUCCUACCAGAAAGUUGUAGAGAUGUGUCAGCUAAAGCAUUCUGAUUUUGAGUUGGUUCUCUGAAAUGUAUUGCAAAUCAAGCUGAAGAUUCUGCUCGUGUUCUGAAUGUAAUGGUAUCUUAUUGUUCUCAAAUGUAAAUCAAUUUACACAAAUUCUCGUUUGGUAAAGAUUAGUUUCCAAUUUUCAAACUAGCUUUUUCUACCUUGGAAGUUGGAUGAUGAAUCUUCUAGUCAGUUGAUCCAGUUAUGAAGCAUGAUGUUGGAGAUGUUAAAGAGAGACUAACCAAUGGAUUGCGAAGCCAUAAACUGACGUUGGCAUCACUUCCUGGUAUGUAUUAAACAUCUCUCAUAAAGGAUUUUGUGCAUAGAAUGCAUAAAGAUCUA